AUGUCAACAGGCAUCUGGCGUUUGUUUCGAAGGGGUGGCGAUGAAGGAGAGGGCGAGAAGAAGGCAACGCGUGCAUACCUCGGAGAGGAGAACCAGUUCUACUACAACAAAGAACUCAAGCGAUGGCUCAUCCGAGGCGAAGAACACCUUGCGCAGCAGCAGGAGACUCCACCCCCUCCCCCUGCUGCAGCUGCAACACCAGGAGGGCAGCAGCUUGACAAGGCGUCGCCAGCUGCGGGUGGCAUUAGGCGAAUGAGGGUGCGUGGCGCUGCGAGUCUGUACACUGCGACGCCAGGGCUACCAACGACGAGCAGCGGCAGCAAAGAUGCUGCCAAGAGGCCCCUCACCUUUGUGAUGCCUCCCUAUAGGCUGCCGCAACAGCCGCAGGAACCACAGCAGCAGCAGGCAGAGGGUAGUGAGCAAGGGCCUCCACACAGUGACAGUAAUCUGCAUGAAGCAGCAACAGAUGCCCUUGCCCCGGAAGAUACAGCGGUGAAGGGUAGUGAAGGCAAGGAGGGGUGUCGCGUGCGCGCUGCAUCUUCGGAGCCGCCGCUCUGUGAGAGCCACGGCAGGACUGCAGCAGAGGAGGAGCAGCGGAAACACCAGGGACACCAGCAGCAGCAGCAGCAAACAGCAUCUAAGGGGGAACCUCCAGUAGAGAAGACUGAGCCACUUAAGCGGCCGCCCCUAUGCUCAAACAAUGCUUCCGCCCAAUGCUCUACCGGUGCCCCUUCCCCCCCCGAAGCUGAAGCAAAUGCACUGCUUUUCCGUGAGGGACAGCACAGGCAGCCGGAGGCAGCGCAGCAACAGGCUGUCCAGAUGAAUGGCGUGGAGGAGACUGUUGGCGAACAGCAGCCACACUCCGAGGUCACUUCCUCCUCUGCUCACCACCCGCAGCAGCAAGAGCUGCCGCAGCAGCAAGACCGGCGGAGAGCAGCGGAAGCGGAGGGCUAUGGAAUGGUAGCGCCGAUGCCUGCCCGGGACUGGGACAGCGAGCUGGCUGAACACCCUUUUGGCGAGUCUCCCAGAGAACGGCAACAGCUGGUACUAGAGGGCGGCGCAUUAGCUGCCCUUCCGCCUGAGCCUUAUCUGCAACCGAUAGACGCUGCCGCUGCAGCAGUAGCUCCGCAGACAACUGAGGCAGCACCUGAAUAUCACCGAAGAGAAGCAAAGCGCAUAUAUACCGAAGAAGCUCCCGCCUCGCAGCAAGUAGUUGCUAUCCCCUUGCAGCAACGGAAUGCUGAAGAGGGGCUACUGAAUUCAGAUCAAGAGAUCAUCUCUUCCUGGAGCGAGCAGCAGCAAGACCAACAGGCGCAGCAGCAACACCAGCAGCCACCUCAGCACCGGCAGUGUGCCGAGCUGCCUCCACAGCACGACGUUUCGUCUUUUCGUGAGCCAGGCGGCUCAAGCAGCAGCAGCUGCACCACAGGUGCCUCGCCAAAGUUGGAGGGUCAUCUGCGCAGAGAAACAGAUGCCCAAGCCAAUCUGCGUUCCAGAAACAGUCCGAAGACUUCUCCGCAAGGUGCGACGGCAUCCGCUGCUGUUGCUGCUGCUUCUGUUCCUGUUGGUGGCGCUCCUGCUCCUACUGAUGCCCGUGAACAGCCCUUCCACAGAGCCGCUUCGUUGCAUACGGGCGAGGCGAAAGCGAAGGCAAGCUCCCACCGCCAGACGUCGGAGGUUUGGGGCUCCUCCCUCUCUCGCCCAACAUCCCUUCAGCAAGAACAACACCUGCUGCGGGAACAGCAGGAGGGGCAGGAGCACCACAAGGUGCCGCAGGACGUUGAACAGCAGCGGCAGGAGGAGCAGCUUCAGCUACUGCCGCAGCAGCAAUAUCCAGGGCAGCAGCAGCUGCACCAAGGCCUGUUCAUGGAAGACAUCCUUCCUGGAUUUGCACGCGCAGUGCAGGAUCUGGAGAAGAGCAGCGCAGAGACGCUGCGGCAGCUGGCUGCGCUGCAGCAGCAGGUGGGGGUGCUGCGCUCUCGCAAUGCCUGCCUCACAUCAAGCAUUCAACAGGUGACUGAGCAGCUUCUGACGGGGGAGGGCCCUAUGGUGGAGAGGCAGCGGGCAGCAGAGCUUCUUCAGGACGCCCUUGAAGCUGCUGCUGCCGAGUUCCCCUCUCCUAUCGGCGACGACUCUGAGCUGCAGCCGUCGCCGACGUACAGUGCUGUCUCCGAUGCGGAGGCAGCGUUAGAAGAGGCCCAAGGUGCAGUAUCUGCUCUGACGCAGAUGCUAGUGGAGCAGAUGGAGAGAAACAGACAACUGCAAGAGGAAGACAUGCACUUCGACGCGGACGUUGUACAGUUCAUCACGCAGCUGCAGCAGCAGCAUGGAUCUCUCGAGCCGUUCCUGCAGCAGCAGCUACUUCUGCAAGGAGCGCAUAUGGAACAGCAGGAGAGUCUGACAAACCUGAAGCGCAUGCACGAUGAACUCAGCAGACGCAUGGAGGAGAGCUGUGCUCGAGCGGCCGAUUUGGAGGGACAGCUGGCCUUGGCUUACGAGAAACGGCAGCAGGUGCAGCAAGAGCUAAACAGGUCUCAGCUGGAGUUGCACCACAACCAGGACCUGCUCCAGCAGGCACAGCAUCAAAAUGAACUACGCGCGGACGAGCUGCUCCAGCAGUCGAAAGGAUGGCAGGAGCAGCUCGCUGCUUCGGAGCAGCAGUUGGCAAACCUGCAGCAAGAGACGGAGCAGCAGAAGACGCUUCUGGAGGAGCUGCAGGAGCGGCUGGCGGCCGCAUCUGAGCGCGAAGCAGCGGCCACUGCUGCCAGAGCAGUUGCCGAAGCCGCACGGGAGGAGGCGGAGAGCCAGGUUGCGCGAGCAAUGCUUACGAACGAGCAGCUGCAGCAGGAGCUGCAGCACCAUCAAGAACAACAGAACCAGGUGGAGAUUGUCCUGAAGGAGAAGCAGGAUGCUUUGGACAGGGCUUCGAACAUGCAACAGCUGCAGCACGAGAAAGAUUUGCAGCAGCGCCAGCAGCAAGAAGGUCUGGAAAGGCAACUGCUGGCGCGGGAAUUCAUGCUGGAGCAGCUGCAACGGGAGUUAAAUCAGCAAUUGACAAGGCAGCAACAGCAGCAGCAGCAGCACAAGGCCGAACUGGAGAUGUUGAAGCAGCAACACUCAGCGGAACUGCAAGCGCUCGCUGGGGAGCACGCAGCAGUCCUCAAGCAGGAGCGUGAGCAUAACCAGAAGCUGGUGGAGGAGGAGCAACGCAUCACGGCUGCGUGCCACGACGAAGUAGAGCGGGCGCAGCAGAAGGUGGAUGCGCUGCAGCAACAACUGGCUCAACAGGAGGAGCAGCACGAACUCAUGACGCAAAGACAACAGGAGGAUUCGGAGCAAUUUCUACGCAA
This is a messenger RNA of Eimeria acervulina, 3350 nucleotides long. Its product is annotated as plectin, putative. The record is from RefSeq and is a predicted model, not a curated record. The transcript has 7 exons. The annotation marks the transcript as partial. Lineage: Eukaryota; Apicomplexa; Conoidasida; Eucoccidiorida; Eimeriidae.